This is a messenger RNA of Lodderomyces parapsilosis, 1524 nucleotides long. RefSeq lists its product as uncharacterized. The transcript has a single exon. Gene Ontology annotation, molecular function: succinyl-CoA:3-oxo-acid CoA-transferase activity. Lineage: Eukaryota; Fungi; Ascomycota; Pichiomycetes; Serinales; Debaryomycetaceae. The coding region runs from base 1 to 1524 and encodes 507 amino acids. Gene Ontology annotation, biological process: ketone body catabolic process. The record is from RefSeq and is a predicted model, not a curated record.
AUGCUAUCUGUAUUCAACAAACAUAAGGUCACAACAGUGGUUCAAUGUUUUGUCAGAUGUUACUCAUUAGUACACCCGAAAUCUAAAGUAGUUUAUUCUACUGAUGAAGCACUAGAGGGCAUUACUUCAAAUGUCACGUUACUAUCAGGUGGGUUUGGUCUCAGUGGGGUUCCCGAUACCAUCAUCAAUGCACUUGUCAAGAAACCUGAAAUCAAGAACAUUACCGCAGUCUCGAACAAUGCUGGACUUGAUGGACGCGGGUUAUCGCAAUUAUUAGUAACAGGUCAAAUCACCAAGAUGAUUAGUAGUUACAUCGGGGGAAAUCGCACGUUUGAGAAAUUAUACUUGACGGGGGCAAUAGACUUGGAAUUGACACCUCAAGGUAAUUUGGCAGAACGAGUUCGUGCUGGUGCUGCUGGUAUUCCUGCUUUUUAUUCCCCAACUGGGGUUGGUACAUGGUUAGAAGAGGGGAAGUUGCCUGUACGAUAUGACUCAACUGGAGAAAAAGUUUUGAAAGCUAGUCAAGCUCGUGAGGUGCGAGAGUUUAAUGGGAAAAAGUACUUGUUGGAACCAGCAAUAUUUGGUGACGUGGCUUUGGUUAAGGCAUAUAAAGCUGAUACCUUAGGUAAUUGUUGGUUCAGAGGUGCUGCAAGAAAUUUCAACUCUGUAAUGGGAAGAAAUGCCAAAUUGACAAUUGUUGAAGCUGAAAACAUUGUUGAACCUGGUGAGAUUACUCCCGAGGAUGUCCAUUUACCUGCUAUUUAUGUUGAUCGAGUCAUUCAAUCUACUACACCAAAGGACAUUGAAAUUUUCAAAUAUUCUGAAACUAGUCAAGAUCCAUCCUUAGAAGAGCCAAAAUCAGAAAGCGAAUUAAAGAGAUCAAAAAUUGUCAAGAGAGCGGCACAAGAAUUCAAAGAUGGCUCAUUUGCCAAUUUGGGUAUUGGUAUGCCUACUUUAGCCCCAAACUAUUUACCCGAAAGCAUCAAUGUUACCUUACAAUCAGAAAAUGGUAUCUUGGGCUUGGGUCCUUACCCACACAAAGGACAAGAAGAUCCAGACUUGAUCAACGCUGGUAAGGAAACAGUUACCUUAGCACCAGGAGCUUCACUUUUUGGAUCAGAAGAAUCAUUUGCCAUGAUACGUAGUGGUAAAAUCGACUUGACCAUCUUGGGUGGAUUGCAAGUUGCCGCAAAUGGUGAUUUAGCCAACUGGGGCUUACCAGGUCGUGUCAAGGGUAUGGGCGGUGCUAUGGAUCUUGUAAGCAACCCACAAAACACUCGAGUUGUUGUAGUGAUGGAACAUGUGGAUAGAAAAGGAAGACCAAAGAUUUUGCCACAAUGUCAAUUCCCAUUAACUGGACAAAAGUGCGUUUCAAGAAUUAUAACUGAUUUGGCCGUGUUUGAUAUCGUUGAUGAAAAGUUAGUUUUGAUUGAGUAUGACCCAGAAAGUAGCAUUGAGGAAAUCAAGGCAAAAACUGGUGCGCCUUUUGAAAUUUCUCCUGAUUUAAAACCAAUAGAAGUUUAG